CGUGGAUGGCGCGUCCACUGACUUGUCAGGCGCGUCGUUCGUUUAACGCGUUCCCCAAUUCUCUCGGACGACCACUUCACUUCAAGUUCGCGCACGGCUUGUUUUUAACAUCUUUCCUUUCUUCGACAAAAUUUGACGACGCUCCAAUCAAUCUCUAGUCUUUGUCAUAGUUCCGACUUCUACGCACCGUACGAGUUUAACGACCAACAUGUCUAAUGGAGGCCAAUCAUCGCUUUCGGGACUGCGCACAAUCAAACGUGACUGGUCGCAAAGCAGCUCCCAGUCUGAAGAUCGUAUUUCAUGGCCGGCCACCCAGCCCACCCAAUCUCAGCCUUCAAAGGCACCUAAGGCUGAAGCUCGAUCACAACGUAUAAAAGAUAUCCAACUUGCGCUUGAUGCACUCACAGGGAAGCAACCGCCCGGAGAGCGGCCAGAAAUCAGCACUAAACAGAUAGCGAACGGGACCAAACGACCUCUCCCACCUGCUCCAGAUCCGCCACCAGCAAAGAAGCGUCAGCUUCCGCCCAGCUGGAAUGAGGACACGCUCUCUUCCUCAUCCAACUUCAAGUCUUCGAGCAAAUUUUCUUUGCCAGCGGUAAAGUCUAUGUCGUCGACACCCGCUGGCUCGUCAUCGAAACCUAGGUCCGGUCUUGCUGGAGUGUUCCUUAGUCAAGAACAGACACAGAUUCUUCGUCUUGUGGAAAGCGGAAAUAGUGUGUUUUACACCGGUAGUGCUGGUACUGGGAAAUCGGUCUUGCUCCGAGAAAUUAUUCGCACAUUGCAAAAGAAAUACGUCAAAUCUUCUGAUGCUAUUGCCAUUACUGCAUCAACGGGAAUUGCGGCAUGUAACAUCGGUGGUGUCACGAUUCAUUCGUUUUCAGGCAUUGGUAUCGGAGAAGGCUCAGUGGAGGAGCUCAUCAACAGAAUCCGUAAGAACAAGAAAGCUGCGUCGAGGUGGUUGCGGACAAAGGUCCUCAUUAUCGAUGAAGGUACGUUCGUUUAGCAACUACAGACCUCUACCUUGUAUGUAUCAUAUGAUCAGUUUCGAUGUUGGACGGAGACCUCUUCGAUAAACUU
Messenger RNA from Suillus bovinus, 1077 nucleotides. Its product is annotated as PIF1-like helicase-domain-containing protein. Gene Ontology annotation, biological process: DNA repair; telomere maintenance. The transcript is spliced from 3 exons. Gene Ontology annotation, molecular function: DNA helicase activity. The record is from RefSeq and is a predicted model, not a curated record. Bases 209 to 1003 code for a protein of 264 amino acids. Lineage: Eukaryota; Fungi; Basidiomycota; Agaricomycetes; Boletales; Suillaceae.